AUGUAUUCAUCACACAACAAACGCAAAAGGGACACCCAUAGUGUCCUGUCUGCCCCACAGCUGAAAAGAGAAUCGGUAACUCUGUUUUUGCCGAAAAAAUCGAGGUUCAUUCUUAUGGUCCCUGCAUUGCCACUUGCAGCCGUGGAGUCACUACAACAACUGGUCCUUGCACUGCCACUUGCAGCCAUGGAGCCAAAUACAACAAUUGGUCCUUGCACUGCCCCUCGCAGCCGUGGAUCCAAAACUACCUCUGGUCCUUGCACUGCCACUUGCAGCCGUAGAGCCAGGUACACUACAGGUCCUUGCACUGCUAAUGCAGCCGUGGAGCCUGAUACAACAAAAGAAACAACACUGCUUACUUGA
Molecule: messenger RNA, 363 nt
Organism: Dentiscutata heterogama
Lineage: Eukaryota; Fungi; Glomeromycota; Glomeromycetes; Diversisporales; Gigasporaceae
Source: the annotation of a GenBank genome assembly